GCGCAGCAUAUAAGACAUCAGAUUCCUAAUUCUAUUUAUCACUUAUAUUGAUAUUUGUUUGAAUUUAUCCAAUUAUAAAUUAAGUAUUGCCCCUUCAAUCCUUUCAAUGGUUAUUGUCAAAAUACAUCCCUUACCCGCAUAUACUAACGACAUGUCCGACCCUCAGACUCCAGAGGAUGUGCGUGAAGAAAUGAAUAACAGACUGCUUGAAGCUCUUUCAUAUGGAAAACUCUGCACACUUGGCAGCUACCAUCCCGAGGUCUCGCUGGAGGAGGCGGGAAUGAAUGAAUCUUUGAUCUUCAGUCGCCGUCGGGAUAGGAUUUAUGACUGGAUGCGAACGAGAAAGUCUUCCUUUUGGGUCUUACUUUUGGUUUCUAUCUUUCUUGUCUGGUCUUUUUGGUCAUUUUCGUCUUGAUCCAUGGAUGUGACUGUGUGCCUUGUUGCCUUAUAUAUCAGGCAGAAAUGCUCCACCAAUCAUGUUGGAGUUGAUGAUUUUCACGUGAAAACACCUCCUGGUGUCCGAAAAUAGAAAAAUGCCGGGGAAAAGAAACAAGAAACAGCGACGAAGACAACACCUUG
Molecule: messenger RNA, 579 nt
Organism: Aspergillus wentii DTO 134E9
Lineage: Eukaryota; Fungi; Ascomycota; Eurotiomycetes; Eurotiales; Aspergillaceae
Exons: 1
Coding region: 107-415 (102 amino acids)
Source: RefSeq, a predicted model, not a curated record